Messenger RNA from Thalassophryne amazonica, 3632 nucleotides. RefSeq names its product MAM domain-containing glycosylphosphatidylinositol anchor protein 1. Gene Ontology annotation, cellular component: membrane. Gene Ontology annotation, molecular function: protein binding. The transcript is spliced from 18 exons. The record is from RefSeq and is a predicted model, not a curated record. Bases 633 to 3515 code for a protein of 960 amino acids. Lineage: Eukaryota; Metazoa; Chordata; Actinopteri; Batrachoidiformes; Batrachoididae. Gene Ontology annotation, biological process: nervous system development.
CUUGCUCGGUCUCUCCCUCUCUCCCUCUCUCUCUUUGCAGACAGGGGCGGUCGUUCUCAGUCUGCGCACAUAUUCCACUUGGCCAGCACCACUCGGACUCCUCAGACACAGCGCUGAUUGAACGAACGGAGCGGAGCUCAUUGUCUUGCGCUGUGGCAGCUUCGGCGCACAGACUCAGUGAAAGCAGUUCAGCCGCUCCUUUAUCACCAAAUCAUCCACAAAGAAGACACCACUCUAGGACAUUUUUCUGCACAUUUAAACUUGCUUGAGUUUUUUUUUUCCAUCAGAUGGAAAUUUGUUCGCUCUUUGCUCUGAUUUUUUUUUUUUUUUUUUGGGUGGGGGGGGGCGACAGUCUUCUGGAAGCGAGCUGCUUGCAGGAAUCCGCUGCCCGUUACGCCGUGCGUAAAGUUUAAUACAUCAAGGAGAUAGAAAGCACACCUGUGCUCUUUGGGAAUUGCAAAGCUGUGACUGGAGGAUUUGUAACUUUUGGACAUAUUUGGAAGUGGGUUUUGCGCACAAGGAGAGCGGAGGGAUCCCUCUUAUAAGGCUGGAGGGCUGCGCGCAGCGCUGGGCAGCAGCUUGACCCACAGAACAGCACGGCGGAUAAAGGUUAUGAAGGAGCUGAGCUGAACAUGGAGCUUUUUUGGAUUUUGUUAUUUUCUAGUGCCUGUCAGAUGUCAUGGGGCCAAGGAGUUUAUGCUCCAGCCAAUGCCCAGAUUGUGCACUCUGGCGCAGCAUGUAACGUCAAGGAUGAUAACAUCAGUGAGAGAAUCUACACCAUCAAAGAAGGAGACACACUGGUGCUUCAGUGCAUUGUUAAAGGACACCCACGACCACAGGUACGAUGGACGAAGACUGCAGGCAGCGCAUCAGACAAAUUCCAGGAAACAUCCAUUUACAACGAGACUCUACGUAUCGAGGGCAUCCAGAGGGUGCAGGGUGGUCGCUACUACUGCAAGGCCGACAACGGGGUGGGGGUGGCUGCCAUCAAGUCCAUCCGCGUAGAUGUGCAAUAUCUUGACACACCAGUGCUGACAGUGCACCAGACAAUCAGCGAUGUGCGCGGCAGUUACUACCAAGAAAAGACUGUUUUCCUGCGCUGCACCGUGAAUUCAAACCCUCCUGCUCGCUUCAUCUGGAAACGUGGGAGCAUGCUCAUUGAGCAAAGCAAAGACAACGGGGUGGACAUCUAUGAGCCCCUUUACACUCAGGGCGAGACGAAGGUGCUGAAGCUGAAAAAUCUGCGACCCAAGGACUUUGCUGAUUAUACUUGUCAGGUGUCAGUCCGCAAUGUGUGUAACAUUGAAGAUAAGUCGAUCACCUUCAGCCUCACAAAUGCUACCACUCCUCCAGCACUCAGGCUGUCCGUCAAUGAAACAGUGGUGGUCGAUCCAGGCCAGGAUGUGACUAUGACUUGUGAGGUGACCUCAGGAUUCCCGCUUCCCACUGUGACAUGGUCACGUUACCCUGCUCCCCUGCCGCUCAGCGCUCAGGUGCGUGGUGACACUCUGAUACUGCGAGCUGUCACGCCGGCAGAUGUGGGUUCCUACAACUGCACAGCCUUCAAUAACGUGGGCAAUCCUGCCCGCAGGAAUGUCAAUCUCAUUGUCAGGUCAAUGAGCAACUUGACCUUCCAGAUUACACCAGACUCCAACAAGGACAGCGAGACCAUUGAAAUGGGUCGAGAUCUCAAGCUAUCCUGUCAUGUGGAUGCCACCCCGCAGGACAAAGUCAACUACACCUGGUACAAGAACGGUGCACCUGUCUUCAACUCAGAAAGCCUUAUCUUGCUCCGCAGUGACCCAGAUAUGGCACCUGGCACCAGCAGCUUGGAGAUUGUAGACAUGAAGUUCAGAGACCUGGCCACCUACAGCUGUGUAGCAAAUUUCCCAGGCAGCAGGGUACCAGAGCUCCGGGUGGAUGUCAACAUCUCUCAGAACAGUGUUUCUCCUCCAGUUCUGGCAGUUCCACCUGGAGGCCAAAUAGUCAGUGCGCGAGAGGGAAGCAGUACUGAGCUGGUGUGCUUAGUGGUAGAUGGCAAACCACGCCCACCUGUUUUAUGGUCACGGACAGAAAAAGAUCUGCUAAUGCCGAAUGGGAAACCAAUCGUGGAGACACCCGACGGCCGCUUGAGGCUGAACUUUGUCAGCCGGGACAUGAUGGGUGCAUACCGAUGUCAGACUGCUCCAUACAACGGGCUUAACAUCAAACGGCGUGAGGCACAGGUCCAGUUAAACGUCCAAUUUGCUCCAAUACUGGAUUCAGUUUUCCAGGAUGUUCGUUCACGGAACUAUCAGAUGGUGACCCUAAGGUGUGCAGUCCUACGGUCCAAUCCAGUGCAUUUGACAAAUAUCCGCUGGUUCCGUAAUGGUGACCCAAUUCGCAUGCCUCCACCGGACCUGAAGGAGACCCCAGAGCUGAAGUUUAAGCUGGAGCCAAUCAACAAUGGCUCUUACGAAUGCCGAGUCAGCAACAGUGCAGGAACAUCAACAUGCACAUUUAAUGUUUCUGCACGACCCUACAAUGCAGAGUUCUACUUUGAUACACCCAACCCAGUCCGGAUUCUGAAAGGAAACAACUACUCCUACAACCUACAGUGGACUCAGAAAGAUCCUGAGGCGACAGACCGCAUCAUAGGAUACUGGAUUAAUGUCAGAAAGAACAAGCAGAAUGUACUUUCCAAGCAAAUUGACCUCAAUGGCGUGGAGCCACAGAAGGGUGUGCUAAUGUCUCACACCAUACCAGACCUGAGAAUCCCUAUGUCCUAUGAAGUCCGGCUGGCCCCCAUCACAACCUACAGCACGGGAGACUAUGUCAGCCGCAUCAUCCACUAUUCAGAACCUUACACUUACCCAAGACCUUCAGACCAUGUGUGUGGUUUUGAGGAUGAGCGGAUCUGUGGCUUCUCUCAAGACCGGAGCGAUAUCUUUGACUGGACAAGACAGAACCACCUGACCCAGAAUCCCAAAAGAUCUGCCAAUACUGGCCCUGAGACUGACCGAAGUGGAACUAAAGAGGGGUACUACAUGUACAUAGAAGCAUCACGGCCACGUGUUCCAGGGGACAAGGCUCGACUGUUGUCCCCGCUCUUCAACGUUACCUCAGUCAGGGGUCCCAAGGGAUCAGGCAGAGUGCCGUACUGUGUAUCAUUCUACUACCACAUGAAGGGCAAACAUAUUGGCACGCUCAGUGUGCUUGUCAAAGUGAGAAGCAUUGCCUCUGUGGAGACAGUGGUGUGGACAAAGUCUGGUCACCAGGGUCCGGACUGGAAGAAAGCCUUCUUCGACAUCAGCCCAAGUGGACCCUUCCAGAUUGUGUUUGAAGGAAUCCGAGGCUCAAGCUUUGAGGGCGAUAUUGCCAUUGAUGAUGUGUCCAUCACCAAUGGGAAGUGCAAGCAGGAAAGUUCUGUAGCCAGCACAGUUCUGAUUGGCGGGACAUCGUCAGUGCACUCAUUCCCAUUGGCCAGCUGGCUGACCUUUGACCUCUGCUGCUCCCUGUUGCUGCUCUACAGAUGAUGAGCACUUGACACAUCAACUGUCGGCACCGACAGUCACUGAUCUGACCCGCAGUCUUUUACUUCACUGUAUCCCCCUAUACUUUCCUUUCCUUGUACCCUUUUUCCUCAUUCUCUU